Cordyceps fumosorosea ARSEF 2679 is the source of this 2106-nucleotide messenger RNA. RefSeq names its product metallopeptidase MepB. Gene Ontology annotation, cellular component: mitochondrial intermembrane space. The transcript has 3 exons. Bases 1 to 2106 code for a protein of 701 amino acids. The record is from RefSeq and is a predicted model, not a curated record. Gene Ontology annotation, biological process: peptide metabolic process; proteolysis. NCBI's taxonomy places the organism in Eukaryota, Fungi, Ascomycota, Sordariomycetes, Hypocreales, Cordycipitaceae. Gene Ontology annotation, molecular function: metalloendopeptidase activity.
AUGGCUUCCGAAAAGUUCGCCAUCCCGCCCCAGAGGCCCCCGGUGUUCAGCUUUACCCCGGAGGAGAUGGACACCGCGAUCGAAAAGAUUGUUGCGGCCAAGAGAGCCGCCAUCGACAACGUGGUUGCCUCUACCACCCCCGAGACGGCCACCUUUCAGAGCGCCAUACAGCCCAUCCUCAAUGUUGACGAUGAGACCGUCGGCGAAAACUACAGAAUCUGCUUUUUGCAGAAUGUCCACCCCGAUGCUGCUACCCGCGACGCUUCCCUCAAGGCCGAUGGGAAGAUGAGAGAGCUGGAUAUUGAGCUGCGAAUGCGCGACGACAUCUUCCAGCGCGUCAACGCCAUCUACAACAACAAGUCAUCAGCGAAUCUUGACACCGAAUCUGCUACCAUCUUGGGAAAGGAGUACACCCAGUAUGUCACCAAGGGCCUUCUCCUCCCUCCCGGCCCCGAGCGAGACCACUUCAAGAAGCAGCAGCUCAAACUCAGCCGUCUGUGCCUUGAGUCGCAAAACAACCACAACAACGAAACGGGUGGCGUUUGGUUUACCCCAGAGCAGCUCGAAGGCAUCCCCAAAACGGAUAUUGACGUCGUCGAGCUCGAAAAAGGUACUGGAGAGAAUGAGGGCAAGGUCAAAGCUGAUUUCAAGUAUACGACCUCCACCCCCCUCUUCAAAUAUGCCAAGCAUGAGUCUACUCGUCGCGACUAUUUUAUUGCCGAAGCUAAUAAGGUGAACCAAAAUGUCCCCCUCUUCCAGACCAUCAUUGAGCUGCGGGAUGAAACUGCUAGACAAGCCGGCUACAAGGAUCAUGCAGAUCUCACUAUAUCCGCCAAAAUGGCCAAGGACUCCGAGAAAGUCAAGGCCUUCCUGGCUGACAUCCGUACUCGUGUGGGCGAUGGCGGCAAGAAGGAAACCGAGGUGCUUCGCGAGCUAAAGAAGCAAGAUUAUGCUGAACGUGGCCUCGAAUUCAACGGCGAAAUAUACGCCUGGGAUAUCGGAUAUUACUCACGUGUUCUCAAAGAGAAGGAAUACAGCCUGGACGAGAACGAAGUGGCCGAGUACUUCCCUAUGUGGAAGACCUUCACUGGAAUGCUCGGUAUUUUCGAGAAAAUCCUCGGCCUGAAGUUUGUUGAGCUGGAUGAGGCUGCUAAGGCUCGCCUAAGCCCUACUGGUAACGCCAAAGACAUUGUUUGGCAUGAGGAGGUGGUGGUUAUCAGUGUUUGGAACGACGAAGCAUCUGGCGGCGAGUUUGUUGGCUACCUGUUCCUCGAUCUUCACCCACGCCCCAACAAGUACGGACACAAUGCCAACUUUACCCUCGGACCGGGAUACCUAAAGGCGGACGGCACUAGAAACUAUCCCUCCACUGCUCUCGUCUGCAACUUCAGCCGCCCGUCUCAAGGUCGCCCGGCUCUGCUCAAGCAUGUUGAGGCCGUUACUCUUUUCCACGAACUGGGUCACGGUAUUCACGAUCUCGUAGCCAAGACCAAGACCUCUUACUGCCACGGCACUGCUGUCAUGUGGGACUUUGUUGAAGCGCCCUCUCAAAUGCUGGAAAACUGGUGCUGGACGCCCGAUGUUCUGCGGGAACUUUCAUCCCACUGGAAAUCUGGCGAGAAGAUCUCCAAGGAGCUUAUUGACAAGUUGGUGAAGACGAAAAAUCUCAACGAAUCCAUUGGAACGUUGUACCAGAUCCUCAUCGGAACUUUCGACUUGACCGUUCACAGCCCCGAAUCCCACGAAGCGGUGAAGCAGCUGAACUGUGGCCGCUUGUGGAACCAGCUGCGCAGAGAAAUUUCCGGCGUCAAAGGGCCUGAGGAUGUCGGCUAUGGAAUUGAGUGGGGACAGAAGCAUGCCACUAUCGGCCACUUUGUCGGUGGCUACGAUGCUGGAUACUAUGGCUACCUCUACUCCAAGGUCUUUUCAACCGACAUGUUCUACACUGCCUUCAAGAAGGACCCUAUGAAUGGCGAAGCCGGUCGCCGGUAUCGCAAGCUUGUGCUAGAGCGUGGCGGCAGCAUGGAUGAGAACGUGAUGCUCCUUGAAUUCCUCGGCCGGGAACCUAACCCCGAAAACUUUUACAAGGAGCUUGGCCUAGCAUAA